Messenger RNA from Umbelopsis ramanniana AG, 1458 nucleotides. RefSeq lists its product as uncharacterized. Bases 1 to 1458 code for a protein of 485 amino acids. Lineage: Eukaryota; Fungi; Mucoromycota; Umbelopsidomycetes; Umbelopsidales; Umbelopsidaceae. The transcript has 4 exons. The record is from RefSeq and is a predicted model, not a curated record.
AUGCUAGCGCAAACUGGAAAAUCUUCAGAAGAACAGCAUACUAUCGUUAUCCAAGAACUGGAUAAGCUAAAACAUGAAAUAGAGGUAGAGAAGGAUGACGAGCCUAACUGGGGUAAGCAUAACAGGAAUGGGACGUUCGAUGGGACACAUGCUGAUUACUGCGUUUUUACAGACUUUUGGGCAUCUGUUUUGGUUGAUUAUGAAAAAAUAUCGAAAUCGAAUGCAAAGCAACUUUCACAACACAUCAGACUAGGAAUACCGUUUUCAUUACGCGGCAUGAUGUGGCAAUUGUUUUCCGGAUCAAAAGACGAUGCGUUAGAGGAGCAGUAUCGAGAAUUGUUGAAUGAAACCAGUACCCACGAGAAACUUAUUCAAAGAGAUCUGGCAAGAACGUUCCCUGGUCACGACUAUUUUAAAGAGCGAGGGGGGGAUGGCCAAGAAGGACUGUUUAACGUCGUCAAGGCUUAUAGCUUGUACGAUCCAGAGGUCGGCUACUGCCAGGGUCUCGCGUUUGUUGUUGGCCCCUUGUUACUGAACAUGCCUGAUGAAGAAGCUUUUUGUGUUCUGGUACAGUUGAUGGGCAAGUAUGGGCUACGGGGACAUUUCACUCCACAAAUGGAACAGUUACAUCGAAGAUUAUACCAGUUUGAGCAGUUACUACUGGAGAAACUGCCACGAAUACACCGAUAUCUAGAUGAGCAAGGCAUUCGCUCUACGAUGUAUGCGUCACAGUGGUUUAUGACGCUAUUCGCCUACAAGUUUCCACUCGAACUUGUCUUCCGGAUAUUUGAUAUCAUCUUAGCCGAAGGCAUAGAUUCCAUCUUCCAAUUUGCCUUAGCGGUUUUGCAGAGCAACGAGAAGGUUAUACUUAGUCUGGAGUUUGAGGCACUACUAGAUUUUCUGAAGAACGGCUUGUUUGCCGAAUAUCAGAAUGACGAUCGGAGACUCGUGCAAGAUGCAUGCGCUAUCUCUAUCAACCCUCGGAAAUUGAAGCAAUACGGUCGGCAGCACGAUACCUUGAUUGUGAAAGAACAACAAAUGAAUGAAAGGGAAGAAUCGCUACGACAGUCGAAUAGAGAAAUGAUGGAGACUAUCAAGCGAUUGGAGAUUUCACUUCAGAAGCUACAAGAAGAGCACCAGCAUGUCGCAGCGCAGGUCAUAACGUCAAAAGUCGAACUAGCUCAGCUGGAUGCUAGUAACAGCGAGCUCCGUAAAACGAAUGCAGAGCUACGACGGCAGAUUGAUACUCUACCAGCCGAGAUCGAAAGUCAGUGGAGGACAGAGUUUGACGAGCUUUGCCAGCAAAAUUCUGACCUCGUGCAGAAAAACUCUGCUUUGGAAGAUUCCCUCAUGACGCAAGAAGGCGUUGUUAUAGAUCUGAAGAUGAGGUAUGCUGAAUGCGAGAACGAAAAAGAGGCUCUUCAGUGCCAGUUGAAUGAGUUGAAGAAGAUAAUAUGA